AUGACGGGCCUUGCUAGAUUCUUCCUUAUUGGGGGACCGCUCGUAUUAGUUCUAUUGACAGCAGUUGCCGGUUAUGCCUACUCGCAAAUACGAUAUCUUGGCCUUCCUAUUCCUGAUGCACUUGCCCUUUUCACUGUCGUCCUACCCAUCAUCACUGGCAUUUCCAUGCAAGGUAUAUACGGUUUGAUUCAGCGAGCAUCGAAAACGGAGCCGUUCCAGCUUACCCUUCCUUUGGUUGCGGUUCUUGGCUUCCAAUUGUUCUACGAAACUGUGGUUGGGACCCUUGCUCUGACCUAUAUCGUCCCUCCAACAUCUUUACUAUGCGGCUUGGAUGAUAUGUGGGCGAGGCUUUACGUCGCUAAUAAUGGUCGUGCUGUCAAGAGGAUCCAGGACACAUUUGACUGUUGUGGUUUGAGGACUAUCAAAGAUCGUGCAUAUCCAUUUGGGCACCAAGCUGCUUCUCAGUGUGCAAACCUUUUCGAACGGACAGGUAGCUGCCUUGGGCCGCUAAGAAAGAGUGAGCAGACACAAGCUGGCUUACUUCUUAUGGUUGCCAUUCUAGUAUUUGUGGUAAAGGUUAUGUCCGUGGUCUUCCUCCUCACCAACCCUACAAUGAGUCACGCUAGGACAAGCCGAGCUUUCAAACGAAUUACAAACCGUUCUGAUGACGAUGAGGAAGAUAGUAGAGCAACUAUGAGGCGACUUAUCGAGGAAAGUGCUAGCACAGAGCCCUACAGAGAUAAUCCAGAGGAGUCUGCGGAUGUCAACCGGACUGAAAGUGUAGCGCCAAGGGUGCAGCCAUCAGCACUGCUUGAAGGACACAACGAGUGGCGAGAUGAGGAAGGACAAGAACGAAAUUCAUAA
Molecule: messenger RNA, 864 nt
Organism: Glarea lozoyensis ATCC 20868
Lineage: Eukaryota; Fungi; Ascomycota; Leotiomycetes; Helotiales; Helotiaceae
Exons: 4
Coding region: 1-864 (287 amino acids)
Source: RefSeq, a predicted model, not a curated record